AUGGCCGACAUUUCCCAGUCCUUGGAGAAUGUCUCGUUCCAAUCCAACAUGAUGGACGUGGACGCCUCCUACAAAACGCCGGUGAAGGAGCCCUACAAUAAGGAAAACAUCACCCCGAUCAAUUCGCCCACGAAGCUGGUACUCCACACCCUGCCAUUGGGCAAACUGCAGCCAUUGACGCCCCAGGCUCACAACAUCAAGCUUCAGAAUGACAUCAACAGGCUCCAGCCUCAGAACUCGUUCUUAGGACCUGACUUCCACUCCAAAGCUAACGCUGCAAAGACAAAGAGACUCACCCUGGUGGCGCAGCUUUACUUCUUAGACUACUACUGUGACAUGUUCGAUUACGUUAUCUCCAGACACGAGAGGUCGAAGUUGGUGGAAGCUCGUUUGCAAAGCGACCCAAACUACUCCGCUAAUCCCAAGAGAGCCCAGCUCGAGUGGAAAAGCUAUGUCGGAAGAGAAAGAGCUCUUCUACGCAAACGCAGAAUCAAGCCUAAACAUAAGGAUUUCGAAAUGAUCACCCAGGUUGGCCAGGGCGGUUAUGGUCAGGUGUUCUUGGCGAGAAAGAAGGACACCAGAGAGGUGUGUGCUUUGAAGGUUUUGAAUAAAAAACUUUUGCUCAAGCUUGACGAAACUAGACACGUUUUGACAGAAAGAGAUAUCUUGACGAAUACCCGUUCCGACUGGUUGGUCAAGUUGUUAUAUGCUUUCCAGGACGCCGAAAAGGUCUUCUUGGCCAUGGAAUUCGUUCCUGGUGGAGACUUCAGAACUUUGCUCAAUAACACCGGAUAUCUCAUUCCACCACACGCAAGAUUCUACAUUGCUGAAAUGUUUGCCUCGGUCAAUUCCUUGCACGAUCUCGGGUUCACGCAUCGUGAUUUGAAACCAGAGAACUUCUUGAUUGACUCCAAGGGCCAUAUUAAAUUGACCGAUUUUGGUUUGGCCGCUGGUACUGUCUCCAAUGACAGGAUCGAAUCCAUGAGAGUAAAGUUGGCUAACUUGCAAGAUUUGGACCACUACGAGGUACCUUCCAAGCUCAUGUACGAGCGUCAGAAGAUUUUUAAGCAGUCCCAGGGACACCAUAACCUCGCCAACUCUAUUGUGGGAUCUCCCGACUACAUGGCUCUUGAGGUUUUGGAAGGCAAGAAUUACGACUUCACCAUUGAUUACUGGUCUUUGGGUUGCAUGCUUUUCGAGGCACUUUGCGGAUACCCACCUUUCAGUGGAAGCAAGCAAGAUGAAACUUACUACAACUUGAAGCAUUGGAAGAGUGCUUUGAGAAGGCCCCAAACCAGAGACGGGCGUUAUGUCUUCUCUGACAGAACAUGGGCCUUGAUAACCAAGUUAAUCUCUUCACCAUCCAGCCGUUUGCGCAAUUUCAAGCAGGUCCAGGCGCAACCCUAUUUCAACGAUAUUCGUGAUUGGGAGCAUUUGAGAUCUAAGACACCACCAUUCACUCCACAGCUAGAUAAUGAGGAGGACGCUGGUUACUUCGAUGACUUUGAAGAUGAAGAAAGCAUGGCGAAAUACAAGGAUGUUUUCGCUAGACAAGAGCAAAACGAGUCACUCAUGGAUGGCUCGAAAGCCGCUGGCAGAAACAUUGCCAACAACAACUUCAUUGGUUUCACGUUUAAGCACAAGCUGAACCCUAACAACAGAUUCCAGAAUGGCGAGAUUAACUUGCUCGCCGGCGGACAAGGCGACGGAAGGUUGGGUGGCUUCGGCGGCAACCGCUUAGAUCCCUUGGCUACAUUGUACUAG
Candidozyma duobushaemuli is the source of this 1764-nucleotide messenger RNA. RefSeq names its product serine/threonine-protein kinase (gene DBF2). Gene Ontology annotation, biological process: peptidyl-serine phosphorylation; intracellular signal transduction. Gene Ontology annotation, cellular component: spindle pole body. The transcript has a single exon. Gene Ontology annotation, molecular function: ATP binding; protein serine/threonine kinase activity. Lineage: Eukaryota; Fungi; Ascomycota; Pichiomycetes; Serinales; Metschnikowiaceae. The record is from RefSeq and is a predicted model, not a curated record. The coding region runs from base 1 to 1764 and encodes 587 amino acids.